AUGUCUAACACCUCCGCGCCCUCCCAUCUCACGACUUCGUCCACGAGCAACACCAAAUUUCCUCUGUUCGAGGUGCAAGGCGACAAACCCGUGCACUAUGGUAUCCUGCUCUUCCCUGGUUUCCAGGCGCUGGACGUCUUCGGCCCUCUUGAUGUCUUUAAUUCACUUGCAACAUUGUACAACUACCCUAUGAGACUCACCAACCUCGCUGCAAGUCCGGGGUCAGUACCUACGCAUCACCCAUCGACGAGCAGUCUCAUACCGGUCCACGCACAUCCACUGUCGCGCUUCUCAGAAAACCUGGUCGUUGAUCGCACGCUUGACGAGCAGCUCAGCGUUCAAGUGUCAGGACCGAACGGCGAAAGAAACGAGGAAGCAAUCGAUGUCCUCAUUGUGCCUGGCGGUAUUGGCGUACGUGGUGAUGUCGCACAGCACAUCGACUUCGUUAGGAAUAUGUAUCCGUCUCUCAAAUCAGUCUUGUCCAUAUGUACUGGAUCGACAAUCUUGGCCCGUGCCGGUAUUCUGGAUGGCCGCCGCGCCACGACCAACAAAAGAGCAUACAAAUGGGCGACCAGCACCGGGCCGAACGUUCAUUGGGCCGCCAAAGCCAGAUGGGUGGUAGAUGGAAACAUCGUGACUAGCUCUGGCAUAUCCGCAGGUAUUGAUGCGUCGUACGCUUUUGUAGCGUUGAACUACGGGGAGCAUAUUGCAGCAAGCCUGGCGGAUAGUGCAGAGUACGUUCGCUGGAUGGACCCCGAACACGAUCCCUUCAGCAUUAGGUGGAAUGUCACCCAAGAGUGA
This is a messenger RNA of Ascochyta rabiei, 801 nucleotides long. RefSeq lists its product as uncharacterized. The coding region runs from base 1 to 801 and encodes 266 amino acids. The transcript has a single exon. Lineage: Eukaryota; Fungi; Ascomycota; Dothideomycetes; Pleosporales; Didymellaceae. The record is from RefSeq and is a predicted model, not a curated record.